AUGCGCGCCCCGGUCCUCGCUCCCGCGGGCUUUAACCACCACCAACACCAACACACUGGCCACCACCACCACCAGCACGGCCGCAGCCAGCACCAGCACCCGCACCCGCACCAGAACAUCAACCUCAACAUCUCUGCCAUGGCCGAGCCCUACAUGGCCUCCGACGAGGACAUGGCCCACCUGCAGAAGCUGUCGAGCGAGUACGAGCCCGAGGCCACGGGCCCACUAGUGGGCGAGCGCCAGAGCAGUGCUGCCAUCACGACUGAAUAUCAAAACGCCGACCCCAUCUACAGGAUCAAGACGGCUGCUCUGCCUGGAAAGUAUGCCUUCUUCCGCACCUGUCGCGGCGACGGCCACUGUGGAUGGCGGGCAAUUGCCUUCACGUACUUUGAAGCGCUGCUGCGCGUGGGCGACGUGAACAAAUUUGGCGAUGAAGAAGCCCGACUCAACUCGCUGGGCAACCUGCUCGACCAUAUUGGCUACUCGCGCGACCUCUGGAUCGACUUCGCAGAUGGCGCCUUUGACCUGAUGCGUAAGCUCGCCGACUCGCUGCAAGCAAUGGACGGCCAAGCGCCCGACAUCCUGCUGCAGACCUUCAACGACUUCAACGAGUCCAUGUCCAUCAUCACCUACGUCAAACUCCUUGCCAGUGCCUGGGUGCAGACGCACGCAGACGAAUUCAGGCACUUUGUCCCCAUGGGCGAUGUCAAGGCCUACUGUGCAAACAACAUCGAGCCUACCAAAUGCGAAGCCGACAACAUCGGCAUCGCUGCCCUUGCUGAGGCUUUGAUCAAACCCGCGGGCUUCGGCCUCGAGGUUUGGUACCUCGACCGCUCACCUGGCGAGGAGAUCAACCGCAGCUUCUAUGCUGACCCAACAGACCAUCAAGGAAUGUCCAUUCCAAACGCACACAUGCUGAGACUGCUCUACAGACCUGGUCAUUACGACAUCCUUUACAAGGCUGAAGAUGUCCCACGAACCCCACCACAGCAGCCUGUUCAAACUCAGGCACCGCUCCAGGUCGCCCUAGCUAAUUCUUUCAACGACUUCAUCCCCAUGGCUUCCGACUCUGCCGACGUCAUGACAAUGAUUCCCGGCAUGUACCCCACUGGUUUUGGCCAGAAGUGGGCUUCGCUUUCAGGCGGCCCGUUCAGACCGUCCAUGUACGAACUAGAACCAGGCUUCGGGCAUGGCAUGCAGGUCCAACCUUUUCAGACAUCGAUAUUCCGCAAGUAA
Molecule: messenger RNA, 1236 nt
Organism: Parastagonospora nodorum SN15
Lineage: Eukaryota; Fungi; Ascomycota; Dothideomycetes; Pleosporales; Phaeosphaeriaceae
Exons: 6
Coding region: 1-1236 (411 amino acids)
Biological process (GO): protein K48-linked deubiquitination
Cellular component (GO): nucleus
Molecular function (GO): ubiquitin binding; cysteine-type deubiquitinase activity
Source: RefSeq, a predicted model, not a curated record